AUGAGGGGGCUCGCUAUCGGAGGAAGUGGUUCUCAGCCUCGGAUCCUUCUGCAUUUACUCGGACAGCUCUACGUAGACCUGGAAGAGGCAGCGGCCGAUAGUGACUCCGACCGAUCUUGCGGUAUCAUAGAGAGCGGCGUUAGAGUUCGCCUCUUCCGGUGUCGCCCAGCGCUCCUUCCGGUAAUGUUGCCGCAGCCUCGGCUUGGUAGCGCUCUCACUGCCAUCGUUUUGCGUCUUCGCGCAAGGUUUCGUUGCUACUCCCGAGCCGCCAUGGCGAAGAGUAAGUUCGAAUACGUCCGGGCCUUCGAAGCGGAGGAUAAGUGUUUACCCAACUGCUGGAUCGUGGUCCGGUUGGACGGACGCUGUUUCCACCGCUUUGUUGAGCAACAUGAUUUUAAGAAACCUAAUGAUGAUCGUGCUCUUAAUUUGAUGAACAAGUGUGCACAGACAGUGAUGCAAGAGCUGGAGAAUAUUGUCACUGCCUAUGGACAAAGUGAUGAAUACAGCUUUGUUUUCAAAAAGAAAACCAAGUUGUUUAAGAGAAGGGCAAGUAAAUUAAUGACUCUCGUGGUCUCCCAGUUUGCAUCCAGCUAUGUUUUCUAUUGGAAGGAUUAUUUUAAGGACCAGCCUCUGUUGUAUCCACCAGGAUUUGAUGGACGUGUGGUAUUGUUUCCUAGUGACCAGAAUCUAAAAGAUUACCUCAGUUGGCGACAAGCUGAUUGUCACAUCAAUAACCUCUACAAUACAGUAUAUUGGACUCUUGUGCAGAAAAGUGGCCUGACAUCUGUAGAAGCCCAAGAGAGACUUCAGGGAACUCUUGCAAGUGACAAGAAUGAAAUUUUAUUUUCAGAAUUCAACAUUAACUACAACAAUGAACCUUUGAUAUAUAGGAAAGGAACUAUUUUAGUAUGGCAGAAGGUAAAUGAAAUCAUUAGGAAAAAAAUUAAAACACCAGGGGAAACAGAAGAGAAGGAAAUCGAAGUAACCCAGAUAAGAAAUACACCAGUUCCUUUGUAUUGUGAUAUUAUUGGAGAUCAAUUUUGGAAACAGUAUCCUGAAAUCCUGUUUGAUGACAGCUGACUUUUUCUAUUUGGAUUUUAAUAUGAACUAUUGUGUAUAGUUUAUUUUACAAGGACUGCAUCAUGGUGGAAAAAGGAUAAAUGUAUCCCUGUACUUUGUAAUAGCCAUUUUAUUAGAGUGUAGGAAAAAUGGAUGAAAAAGCCAGGUAUUGUUCAUAAAUAAAUACUUUUCUAUUAAAAUUA
Candoia aspera is the source of this 1262-nucleotide messenger RNA. It is a transcript of the gene THG1L, whose product is annotated as tRNA-histidine guanylyltransferase 1 like. Lineage: Eukaryota; Metazoa; Chordata; Lepidosauria; Squamata; Candoiidae. Gene Ontology annotation, molecular function: magnesium ion binding; tRNA guanylyltransferase activity. Gene Ontology annotation, biological process: tRNA modification. The record is from RefSeq and is a predicted model, not a curated record. The transcript is spliced from 6 exons. The coding region runs from base 1 to 1080 and encodes 359 amino acids.